GUGCGAAAGUUCUUGCGCUACAUCUUCGAUUACCUUCAGAUCCUCACCUUUCUGGAUGUGCCUUGCGGGGACAUGACGUGGAUGCCAGAGGUGGACCUGAGGGGUGUCGAGUAUUUUGGUGGUGACCUGUCGUCUGCGCUGGUGACGAGUCAUCUCCAGCGCUUUGCUGGAGAUAGGCGUUUCGCAAACAAGUUCGCUCGGUUCGACAUCACCUGUAUGAUACCACCACGAGUUGACCUGAUCCAUGCCCGAGAUGUCUUCAUGCACAUCGAUACCGACUUGUCGCUUAGGGCUAUACGAAAUUUCCAAAGGAGUGGAUCCAAAUACCUCGCGGUUCCACAUUGGCCGUUUUCCGAUGGUUCAUCCAACGAAUAUCACCCUGCUGACUUCGAGAUGGCUUAUCAAACCGUGCACAACCUGAACCCAAAGGCAUCCCAAGUUAUAGGAUAUCACCACUACAACCUCGAGCUGCCUCCCUAUUGCUUCCCGGCACCCUUAUACUGGAUUCGCAAUUCCGCCAUCGGUGAGCGGAAUGGAUGGCUGGGAGUUUGGGCUUUGCCGGCGCUGGGACGUGGGCAGCACUCAAAGUGCCUAGCCCAUACUGCGUGGUUCGACACCAUUUGCGACAGCCGCUUCAACUGUUUCGACACCCAAGAAGAGCGCCGCGACUGCUUGGCCGGAAACUCCAGAGCGGGAUCCCCAUGUUGUACUGCAUUACAUCUCAUUCAGAGGUUACAUAGCCUGGACACGGGCGCGAUGUGGUUCGUAGAGCCGCAGGAGGUGCAAUCUUUGUGCUCGGAUUUCGUGCGCCUGCCGAUGGGGUCGCUUCUGUUGGAGGAGCAGAUGACCGUAUGCUCGCGGGCCGUGCUGGCCUUGGCUGAAUUUGCCUACGAGACACACGCUGGCAAGGCAACGCAUGAAAGAACAAACGAAUCUUGCUCGACAGUGUCCGUGCAUGCCCGCUACCCUCUUAUAGAAGAGGAGGACAUGGUCCUCUCCGAGCAACACCAGAAGCAACGCCUGCAGUGGUGGGACAGGGCCUACCGCAUUCACACGCACUUGGGUUCUGGCUGGUCAUACCAGCUCAAUGGCAGGAAGUUGUUGAUGUCGCUGGCAAAUCACACUGCAGCUUGCGACGAACUGGAGCAAGGAUGUGCCUUGUUCAACCCCUGGGUGCCACAGCGAUGCUUUCCUCAUCAUCCCUUGGUGAGAGCAUGGUCCCCGUCCUGCAGAAAGAGGCUUCAGAUCCCAAGAAGGCCUCUCCGAGCCUCCCCGCAGACGGUAAGAGACUGGCUCGGCCUUCGACUAGACUGCGGUCACAGCGACACUGAGGAAAGUGGCCCC
Molecule: messenger RNA, 1344 nt
Organism: Symbiodinium sp. CCMP2456
Lineage: Eukaryota; Dinophyceae; Suessiales; Symbiodiniaceae
Source: the annotation of a GenBank genome assembly